Messenger RNA from Metarhizium acridum CQMa 102, 2289 nucleotides. The record is from RefSeq and is a predicted model, not a curated record. Lineage: Eukaryota; Fungi; Ascomycota; Sordariomycetes; Hypocreales; Clavicipitaceae.
AUGGGGCAUUCCUCUCACCAUCGUGCGGACUCGUCCUCCAGCAAGAGCCACCGGCCAGCCCAGCCAAGCUCGCUACGUCAGAGCCACGCAGCUUCGAGUCGAGACAGUAGUCAGGACAGCGGCCCGGCAUUUAGACAAGCAGUCCCGUCUAGGGAUGACGCUGCUCGUGGCGACGCCACCAUUGGCGGCAAUACAGACGAGUCCACGCCUUUGAUUCCCGACGGCGGAAGUACCGAACGCAGACGAUCGAGCGCCGUUCACCCUGGAGUUUGCAACCACGGCACGUUUAGCCCUCGACCCAUGACCCCGGACGAGGCAUUUCCCAUUACUAGGGACGAUAUCGUCACCACGGGGCCUGACGGACUGUUUGACAAUUCCUCGUUCCAAGCAUCAAUCGAAGAGGGCUGGAAGAAAUGGUUUAGCGGGAGAAUUCGGACCAAGAGGAUGGGCGAGACUAGGGAGCUCGCCCAUCGAGCUGGGUUUAGAGAUACGCCCUUGAUGUAUCUGUCCUACUACAUUCCUUGCCUGAAUUGGAUGCGACAGUAUAAAUGGUCCUAUCUCAAAGGCGACCUUGUGUCUGCCGUUACCAUUGCGUCCUUCUAUCUCCCCAUGGCGCUCUCGCUCGCUUCCAACCUCGCUCAUGUGCCCCCGAUUCACGGCUUGUACGCCUUCGUUUUCAACCCCUUCAUUUACGCCUUGCUAGGUUCAUCGUCGCAGAUGGUUGUCGGUCCAGAGGCUGCUGGGUCUCUGCUCGUGGGCACGGUUGUGCAGCAGAGCGUCGACAGUGGUGGCUCGACUGAGGAUAACGACCUCGUUCAUGCCCAGAUCUGUGGAGUUGUGGCCGGUAUGGCGGGAGCUACGGUUCUGAUUGCAGGAAUAGCGCGAUUGGGUUUCUUGGACAGCGUACUAAGCCGCCCCUUUUUACGUGGGUUUAUCAGCGCCAUUGGCUUUGUCAUAGCCGUGGACCAGCUGAUCCCCGAGCUUGGUCUGAACGAUCUUGCAAGCAAAGAUGGCGCAAGCCACGGCAGUACCGUUGAGAAGAUUGCCUUUAUUGUCGAGAACAUUAGCGAGGUCCACCAUCUGACGUUUGCUGUCGCCGGCAUCAGCUUCCUAGUCAUCAUGAUUUUCCGUGAGUUCAAGAAGCGCCUUGAACCUAGAUUCCCCUCGGUCGUGUUUUUACCAGAUCGAUUCCUGGUCGUCGUCGUUUCUGCCAUUCUCUGCUGGCAUUUCCGCUGGGACAAGCAAGGUGUCGAGGUCCUUGGCGCCGUCAAAGCCGCCAACGGAGGCGUUUUUGCAUUUAGGUGGCCAUUUAGAUUAGCUCACAUGAAGCACAUUCGCAGUGCCAUGUCGACAUCAUUUCUUAUUGCACUGCUCGGCUUCUUUGAGUCAUCCGUUGCAGCCAAGAGCUUGGGAGGCAAUGACGCCAUUCAAGGCAUCGAAUUGAGCGCGAACCGGGAAAUGAUUGCCCUUGGCGCUGCCAACCUCGUCGGCGCGUGUUUUAUGAGUCUGCCAGCCUUCGGAGGUUAUGGGAGAAGUAAGGUGAACAAGACGACUGGUGGCAAGAGCCCCAAACCUGUUCUCUGUUCCAUGAUCUCUGUGGUGGCUUAUUCAUUGAUAGAGGAGGCGCCGCAUGAUAUUGCCUUCUUCGUCACAAUCCGGGGCUGGACGGAGCUUGGGCUCAUGGCCAUCAUCUUCCUGUCGACGAUUUUCUACUCUCUCACGCUCGGCAUGGCUCUGGGGGUUGGCAUCUCGAUCCUUCUCGUCAUCAAGCACAGCACACGGCCAAGAAUCCAGAUUCUGGGGCGCAUUCCCGGGACAAAUCGGUUCGAGAACGCCGAGUCUGGCGACGCAUGCCUGGAGUUUGUCGAGGGCUGUCUCAUUGUCAAGAUUCCUGAGCCGCUUACUUUUGCCAACACUGGAGAGUUGAAGGCGCGAUUGCGACGGCUAGAGCUCUAUGGAACCUCAAAAGUACAUCCGGCUCUUCCCCGUCUUCGGAGCCAAGAAUCCAACCGAAAUAUCAUCUUUGACAUUCACGGCGUCACAUCAAUGGACGGCUCGGGCACGCAGGUUCUUGAGGAAAUUGUACGCAACUACCGAGAACGUGGUGUUCGAAUUUUCUUCUCCCGUGGCCCUAGUCGACGAGAUCACCCCGUCUGGAAGCUGCUGGAACGAAGUGGCAUCGUGGCAUUGAGUGGAGGCGAGUCGCAUUUUGUGAAUGAUGUGGAAGAGGCAUUGCGGUGGACAGAGUAUGAGGACAGCAUUGGCGUUCGGAGUGGUGGCAGCGGUUGA